ACAGGAUGGACAGUUCGCCGGACCUGUCGCUAAAGUUGCGGCGCGGGUCGAGCGAUUCGCGGGAAUCGUUCUACAUGGACUUUGCCCAGGGCAUCGACUCCGACAUUGAGGACGUCGUUACGAUGACAUCCGGUGGUGCUGGCGGUGUACCGUCGCCAUGCUCGCUACCACCUGCCAGUCUGCCGGAAGUGGUGACGGUACAGCCGACCAGCAGCAAUCAGACGAACAUCAUCCUCGAGGAGGAAGAUCCACUGAUCGAGGAGGAAGAGGAGGAGGAGCAGCAGCAGCACCAGAUGGCGCAAGAGGACAUGGCAUUACGGCAGGAGGACCAACUGCCAAGACCGGAAGCCGCGAACAACAUGCCGGAUGAGUGUGGAGUUUACGAGCUGCCACCGAUUUCUUCCUUCCCGUCGCCACUUCACACACCCGCCAGCCUGCUCGUACCCUUGCCCGCGCUGGACAUCGACAUUGAAAGAGAUUCUGGUGGGUUGCCGCCCCAACCUAUCAUGCCAUCGCCCUCAGUUCCACAGAAUGCUAUCGUAUCGCCGGAAACAUUCAGUACCCAUACAUCUCCAGCACCUUCGCUGCAACAGCUACCGAUCGGACGCCCGCUAAGCCCGCCCCAUCCACCACCCUGCCAUGAGCCGCUUCCACCACCACCGCCACCACCACCACUGCAUCCACCCCCGGCCGUGUUGACAACCGGAGCAGACUAUCCGUCGCUAUCCUCCGUGCAGGAGCUCGGCACCACCGAUGGCGAUGGUUCGCGCAACGGCUCAUCGUUGGGCAUGCAGAGCAAAACACCGACCCAGCACGGGUCCUCGUCGACUUCGUCCUCCACAGCGUUUCGCACACUGCACACACCGACGUCAAGCGGCAAAGCGAUUGGUGCAGCGCCAGCACCAGGACCACUGCUCGUACCGCUACCCCUGUCCGGUUCGGGUACGGUGUCCGGUGCCGCUGACUCGGCACACUCCACACACCGGCCGGCCCAUCGGCUGUCGCAGCAAUCGCUAGCAACACCGAGCGCGAGCGGUCCGGCUAGUCAGACCACCACCACCACCCACCAGCACCUGUCCGUGCUGUACCAUUCGCACCAUCACCAUCUGCAUCCGAUCCUGACCACGAACCGGCGCCCAUCAAGACUACCCGAACCGGUGUACUAUCCACCGCCGCGCGAAGUGAAGCCUGGGGAAGCCCUCGCGACUACACUGUCCGCCCUAUACGGUAAGCUGCUCGUCGUGAUGGGUAUCGCUUUCCCGAUGGCGGAAGUAAUUUCCACCUACAUUCCACCUUCCUUUUACGAGGGCUUCUAUCUAUACCUGUACAUCGGUAGUAUGGUGUUUCUGCUGUUUAUGUACACGACACUGCUCUGGGGCAAGCCGAAAAUGCCACCCGUCUCACCGGUGAAGAAGCAAACAAUAGCCAGCACCAAAAAGGUAAUGCACCGUACCAGUACUACCUGCUCGACGGACAGUGGUGAGCAGUCGGACAGUGAGGAUGAAACGAUUAGCUCCAGCCCGAAGGUUCCGGUCCAGGCACGCCGUAUGUCACUGUCAGCCGGUGCCGCCUCACGGCUUCAACACUUCGGUAGCUUCUAUUUGCGCAUGGGCGCGGUCGCAUUCGGUAUCGGUAGCAUGAUCUACUCCGGAUUGGAAUUCGGGCAAUACUUUGAGCUGGAGCGCAACACCAAGUGCCACAACGUGCUGCUCGCACUGACGCCGGCCACCCGUAUGGCGUUCAUCUUCAUACAGAUGUAUUUCAUCUUUCUAAACAACGAGCAAAUCAAGGUGUAUCGGCAUAAGAUCGUUGCCCGGUUUGGACUGAUGCAUAUGAUUGGCACCAACCUGUCCGUAUGGUUUUCGGUGUUGAUACAGGAAACGAAGCACGAAAUAUUGACGUUUUACAAUCCGGAGAAUCGUACGCUGCGCAUCUCUCACCGGCUGGGCAACAAGAUGAUGCCACAUCCAGUCGAAACGGUCGCACAUCUACGGGUCGCCCGUGGUCUGAAGGGGCCGCACAACAUCUUCGAAUGCCGACGGUCGAACAUUAUCGGUACGCUCGUUCAGGACGCAUCGCCAUUUCUCUUCCCGUGCACCAUCGAGUACUCGCUCAUCUGUGCCGCCAUCUUGUACGUGAUGUGGCGCAGCAUUAGUAGACCGCAGAACGAACAGCCACAGCGGCAGGAAAGUUUACACCCGCUGAAGCGUUCACCGCACCACUACUCGGUGGAUUGUGCCGGCGCACAUAAGGGGCUGUUUAUCGGCAUACUCAUCCUGGUGCUGACCAUCAUCUCACUGAUCCUGUUUUUCGUGCUGAUAUCUCGUCCCGAGUUUGUUAGUCUUGCCGUGACCGAGGUGAACAUAUGCGAGCUAACACUGUACGGUACGACGACGGCGGCUACGCUGAUCGGGAUGUUUCAGGUGCGUCACAUGCAGUACGAUGCGUUCCGUAGCUUCAGCCUGGACGAUAUACUGCUGGUCGGUGGACAGACGGGUUCGUUCCUGUACAGUACGUUCACCGUGAUCGGUGGACACUUUACGAUGCGGCGCGAUACGGUGCUGGUGUUGAUUACCGCCCUUGCCUCGCUAGUAGAAACGGCCUGCCAGACAAUGUUCAUACUGGAUGCGAGCCGCCGUUCGGCCGCGACGCAGGAGCACAUCCGCAAAAAACCGGGCCGCGAGAUAGUGACCUUUCUGCUGGUGAGCAAUCUCGCGAUGUGGGCAAUCAACACGCUGGAAAAAAGCCGGGCCGAAUCGCACCCGAUCCAGCUGCACUUUUACGGGCUGUGGGCGUGGACGAUCAUUACGCACGUGUCGAUGCCGCUCGCGAUCUUCUACCGCUUCCACAGCACGGUAUGUCUGUGCGAGAUCUGGAAGCGGGCGUACAAGAUGAAGCCGGCGUACAUGUAGGGUCGUGCGAGUGCUUGGCCCUGUCCGGCACGUGUGUCUAGGAUAUGUGCCAGGCGUACGGACGAACCGCCGGCUGACGAGGACGUGAUGGUGGCUAGCA
Anopheles maculipalpis is the source of this 3012-nucleotide messenger RNA. RefSeq names its product proton channel OtopLc (gene OtopLc). Bases 6 to 2912 code for a protein of 968 amino acids. Gene Ontology annotation, cellular component: membrane. Gene Ontology annotation, biological process: proton transmembrane transport. Gene Ontology annotation, molecular function: proton channel activity. NCBI's taxonomy places the organism in Eukaryota, Metazoa, Arthropoda, Insecta, Diptera, Culicidae. The record is from RefSeq and is a predicted model, not a curated record. The transcript is spliced from 8 exons.